Danaus plexippus (monarch butterfly) is the source of this 9242-nucleotide messenger RNA. RefSeq lists its product as uncharacterized. NCBI's taxonomy places the organism in Eukaryota, Metazoa, Arthropoda, Insecta, Lepidoptera, Nymphalidae. The coding region runs from base 406 to 7035 and encodes 2209 amino acids. The transcript has 12 exons. Gene Ontology annotation, molecular function: protein binding. The record is from RefSeq and is a predicted model, not a curated record.
GUUGUUUUGUAUCAAGAAAAUGCAAUGGCCGCCAUCUUCGAGUCUUGUGAAUGUUUUGGUCGUAGUUUCGAACAUUGAGGGCUUUUUCAUAUAUGAUAUGAAAUUAUCGAGCAGAAUUAGUUUCGCUACGUUAUAGGAAUUCUGAAUUCAUUUGUGUGUUGGAAAGAAUAAAAUGUGACUUUUGACUAAUUUCUGGAACAAUGACCUCGACUUGUCUACCGUCAUGUAUUAGUGGACUAAAAAUAUUUCCACAAGAGUUAUGCCGUGCUCAGAAAUUGUUAAUGAAGAUUGUGCUGGCAGAUGGAUAAAAAGUCAAUUUUCGCUUGCAGUCACGUAAAAUAACCUUGGAGGCCGGGAGCUCUCCAAAGCAUCAUCUCUGGCUUGACCCAAGAUGCUAUUCUCGGCAUGUCGGCGACAUCAGAAUAUGAACCAUCGGUCCGGCAAGGUUACGGGCCGACCACCUCCAGUGAUAACAUUUAUGAGCAUGUGUUGGAUCACAAAUUAAUUGAUACAAUGGAUAUAUCUAGUGUAAGAACCCCAGUACUGAGGGCCGUCACUCUGUCUCCCACCCAGGAUCCCGAACCCGAUUCCACUAACCCUGAAAGCAUAAUACAAUCUAUACAUAAAGAUAAAAAAGAUAUUGAAUAUCACAUUACUAAGAGGUGUGAAACUGAAAUGUCAUUAGACCCCCUUCCUAGAAUUGUAAGCAUUGAAGAAACUACUUAUGAUAAUGUCGGACAUAUAGCUUACCAUAGCAUACAAGAAACAGACGAAGUAGGCAAUGGUAAUUAUGUAGAGAACGCUACACUAAUACCUGCCCCUCUGAAUGCUGCUAUUGUCCAAAAUGUGACAAAACUCCCCCAAAACUUUACAAUUAAUGUAGAUGCAGCAGUUGGCAAUAUUACGGCCAUACAGAAUGUGUCUCAAGAUGUAACGGGUAACCAAACUCUAUGGCUGCCAACGAUCCUCGCUACAAGUGCUACUACGGAUAGUAAAAGUGAAGAGGAGACGCCGCCGGGCGUGUCGCAAAUAAUCAUUACAAGUGAGAGCUAUGUUAAUGAUGUCAGUCACACCGGACGGAGAACUAAUAUCAUAACAGAAACAAACUAUAUAAAUCGACCGAAGACAUCUAAGGUUCAGAUCUUAAGUAAUAUAUCGCUACCUAAAAAUUCUAACUACUCCCAACAAUAUAUAGCCCAAGGCAAGGAGGUGAACGCUCCUGUAUACGGAACCCAGAAUCAUGUGUAUAAACUGAAUACAAAUGUUGUAUCUCAGAAACAUUUAAACAGCACUAUGCUAAGCACAAAACCUCCGAAAAGCCAAUCUCUAAUAGGUGCUACUCUAUCUCCGAGUGUUAUAAAUAAUAGUCCAAUUAAAAACGUGCCAUACGGUCACACAUACUCCAAAAGCACAAACGUAAAUAAGGUAAACAAUGGUGCUAAUGUCAACACUAUGGUAACUGCAGCGACCGGUAACACUCAAUGCCACAUUUUAUCCAGAGUUGUGUCCGGACCUAACAAAAUAUCUGUACAUUCUGGUCGAAAAUCUGUAAAUACAUUCAAAGGGUCUAAAAACUCAACAACCAGUCAGAAGAAUCAGUCUAGGUCUAUAAAAAUCAUUCAGCAGACUGGCAGCGCUCAUAAGUCUGAAAAUAAAUCGUGGUCGGCGAAUAACGCGACGUACAAGAACCAAGGCACAAGUUACGGGGUUAUAGAAUCUAAUACUUCCAAAGUUAUACAGAAAGUUGGAAGUCCCACGCAUAAAAACCAGCAGACCAUGACUCUACAGAAGGUUCCUAAAGGCGAGCGUCUAGUGUUGCAGUCGCCUUGCGGGCCGGUCCUAUUGUCCACGGCUCCAUUGAGUAGUAGUUUACCCAAAGGCCCCCACUACGUUCAGUCAGGUUCUACUCCCAAUCUCAGAUAUGUUCAAACCUACGGUCCCGACAACCAGCUCUCUACAGUUUCCCAAGUGUCGGCUAACCAACAGUUGACUGCUCAGAUUUUACAGUCGCUAUCUCAGCCCAAACUCAUAUUACAGAGUCCUACACAGAUUCAACCAGUGAAAAAUAAUAUAAUACAACCACCCCUUGUGGAGGAACCAGCAGAUAUAAAACCUGUCAAUCAAAAGAGGAUUGUAUUUGGUGACAAAUCUACGCUUCUGACAGCCGAUGAUAUCAUCGGUAUGGAGGAAAAGCCAAACCUGUCGGAGGAAUUGCGUCGAUAUUCAUAUCAGCCGCUAGCAUUUGUGAUGCUGGAUCAUACAUAUGCCUUGCCAGCUCAAAAACAACCGACAGUCAGCACUCCGACAACAACAAUCUCAUCAGUGUCACCAGUGAUCUCGUCGCCGGCGACAACAACAGCACCGAUGAGUCCUAUGAAGUCAUCGCCGAUCGCUACAGUAUCCCAAGAAACUGCAGCGCCUAUACCGACAAGCGCUAUCGUAGCUCCGACGACGACAGCGCAGUCGUCUCUCACAUACAAGUCUUCCAUCCAAGAUGACGACACGGCAUCUGUGAUAUCUUCUAUAGAAGGUGAGAGGCGACCUCCCGCCCCGGGUGGCAGUGACACAGAAACCGCUCCCGAAGGAGAGGAAGAGGGAAAAACGAGGUGCAUCUGCGACUUCACCCACGACGACGGUUAUAUGAUAUGCUGCGAUCGAUGCGGCGAGUGGCAGCACGUGGAUUGCAUGGGCAUCGACAGGAACAACAUACCCGACGCAUACAUGUGUGAGCUCUGUCAACCGAGGACUAUCGACCGGCGACACGCUAGGGCCAUCCAACUGAGAAAGAGAGAGGAAUUAAGCGCUCUGGGGGCAUCGGAUUCCGAUUCGUCUGAAUGUAGUCGACCGCCAGGACAGAGAAGGAAACGUCUACUGACCGUUACCACGUACACUAACACCAGCGGAUCCUGUGUCACGACGUACAACUCUAAUUUGCCUGUAUUGCCGCCAUUACCUCAACCCACAGUAUCGCCUCUGCCGAAACGGGGCCCGAAACGUCCCAAGAAAGCUGAAGUUGUGAGGAAGUGUACGAAGAGAAAACUGACGGAGAAGAGAGUCAAGAGGAAGAAAGAGAUGUUAUUAAACAGGAGCAAGUAUAAUUCCACUAUACCCUCGGGCCAAUCACACUGGCGGGACCUGUACGAGCUGGCUAUGACAAAUCAUUAUAGUCCGGAAUUAAGAGCUAAAAUCAUGAAAUACAGCAGCAAACUCGGAAGCACGCCGAAUAUGGCUUCGGCUAUUACAGCGCAUUUAUGUACUACGGUACCACAUGCGGGCGGGAAAAUACUCAUCGCCACAAAAGAACUGAAAGAAAAUACUCCUGUUAUAGAAUUACGAGGCAAGUACAUGCUUUCAAAUCAACACAGGCCUCAACUGCAAAACACUGCUCGGGCGGGAAGCCAAAAACCGGGUCCCUUUGUGUUCUUCUACAGGUUACCGAAAGAUAAUACACAAAUAUGUAUCGACACUCGGACCUAUGGGAACGAGGCGAGAUUCGUUCGUAGAUCCUGUAAACCGAAUGCCGAAUUGCAACACUGCAUAGUUAAAGGAGCGUUGCACGUCUACUUGGUGUCCAUUACUGACAUACCGUCGAAUACUGAAAUAACCGUCGGUCAUGACACGAACGGCAGCAAACAGCCUUGCGCCUGCGGGAAUCCCAAGCACUGCAAGGUGAACGGGUUGAGUGUGAUCGUGCCUCGCAAAAGCUUGGACUACCCUCAGAGAGAGAAAAGUAAAAGGAGCAGAUGUUACAGUUCCUCGUCACCGGUCUCUCCGCCGCCAGCUCCGGUUUUGCCCACAGUGAAGGAUAUUCCAGCGCCAUUUUCACCAAAAUGUGAGAAGAAGUCUCCUCUCAAAUAUGAGUAUCCACCGAUGUCCCCUGUGAAAGAACCGCCUGUAUUGUCGUUAGAUUAUAAUCCGGCACCGUUGAAGUUUGACCUGUUCCAAGACUUCAAACAGGAAAAUCAAGAGUUCGAUCUCACCGCCAAAGAAGAGAUGAAGUCUGAUUUGGACGAGCCAGAUUUUAUCAAAAUCGAGCCUAAAGUUGAAGAGCCUUUACUUGAACCGGAAGAGGAACCCGAACCGGAAACGAUUCCAGUUCCGGACGAACCGGAGCCUGAACCUGUUACAGAGGAAAGCCUGGAAACCAAAGAGGAAAUGCUUCUGUCGCCACCGCCGCCUCCACCGCCGCCCGAAGAACCAGAACCAGAACCGGAGCCGGAACCAGAACCAGAACUGGAUCCUGAACCGGAACCGGAACCAGAAGUUGAUAGAAAAGACGAGGAACAGGCGACAGAAUUUAAAAGCGAAGCUGAAAGACCUGUGACCAGGGAAUUGGCAGCUAAGUCAGCAUGUCACGACAGGUCGGCACGGUCUAGCCGCACCACGUGCGUCAACCAAGACUCGCUGGACUACAAGACCGACGACUCACAGGACAAGCUCCCCACCAAGACCAGUAAAGAUAAAGACAAACGGAAAAUGACUCGGGAAGAACGCAAGAUGGAAGCGAUAAUGAAGGCUUUUGAGAGAAUGGAAAAGGCACAGCAGCGGAAGCAGGAAGUGAAAGAAAGACAGAAGAGAAGAGAGUCAGACCCACAUCCUCACACUGAGAAAGAGGAAGAAGAGGACUUGAACUGCCUCUCCAAGAAGAGAAAGAAACGUAAAGGACGCGCCCGGACAGCGUCUCAGUCGAAUAGACGCAGGUUGAACUCCGCUGAUAGUGAUAUGGUGACGUCAGGAGACGAGGCACAGGCUAUGUCGCCCAGAGCACCGUCCAGGCAGGACCAGUCUCUCCCGUCCGCAGACACAGAUAGGCCACACGAAGCCGCAGAGGAUCUCGGACUGAGUCCCGCGUGUCUGCUGGUGGAGGCGGCCGUGGGUUCGGUGGAAUCGGCCUUCAAACUUCCAAAGACGAAGAAGACUAUGGCGACUGAAUGGGUCGGCAGGUCUCCCGAGAGGACGCCUUCGCCGUACCAAUCGCCUUACAGACCGGCCUUAGUGUCAGCGCCCUCGCUGGAGAGUCUCGUCCGAGUGGCGUCCACAAUGAUAGGAGACCUCAGUAGGACCCCUGACUACCAGGACGACGAGCAUCACUCGCCGCCGCGGACACCGGGCAGAGACAGGAACAGACCUCCGAAGAAGGCGAGGCGGAUAACGAGGAGCAACCCCGCGGAAGUCACCGAAGUGCUUCCGGUGCAACAUAGUGCCAAGAAGAGAUGGCUGCGGCAAGCCAUCAGCGAGGAAAGCGACUCCCCGAACGUCGAAACAUUCGUUCCAGAAUCGCCGCCAAACGAAAUGGUCACACCCUUGAAAAAGAGGCGCAUGGCGAGGGAAUCUCUCUCCUGCGAACAGAACCCGAUCGUGCCUUGCAACGAUGAGACGUCGCCGAUAUUGACAUCGGAGGACUCCCCAGUAAAGGACGACUCGCUAUGUUUAGCGCGUCAGUACAAGAGGAACAUCAUGGACAUGUACAGUCGGGACAGGACGCGCUCGGACAGCGGGCAGGGGUCGGACGACCAGUGUAACAUAGACCACGACGUCCUCAACGUCAACAUCAAGGGAGCCCACGACACCGAACACAUCAGGCGAAUCAUAGGAGUCCCCACGCCCGAGGACGAGGCGCCGCCCGAGAUCACCGGCUCGAGCUCACCGGUCAACAACAACAACAACCUGGAGCUGGAGGAGAGUCUGUACGAUAAAGUCGUACCCAUGGACAUAGACACCACCGUCAUCACGCAGACCAAGAUAGAGUCCAACGACCUGCUGGCGGACAUGAAGGGCAUCGAGAGCCCCAACGACAAGGCGAACAGCUCCCAGUCCGCAGACACCAGCGGCAACUCCUCGCCGCAGAGAGACGAGAUGGACGACAUACAGAAAAAGAUACACUCCUUCCACACCGAGAACAUCAUGAUACUGAAGAGCAGGAACAAGAAACCGCCCAAGGAAAAGAGGAAGAAGGUCAACCUGAACUUCGACCUCAACAUGGUGGAUGACCGGGUCAGCAUACAGUUGCGGACCGACGACGACUCCAGCUCCAAGUCCUCGGAGCUCAACGGAGACGGCCACGACGACCCUGACGACAAGCUGCACGUGGCGCCAGAGAACAUUCCGCUGCCGCCCGUGGAGUCCAUCCCGCUGCCCGCGCCAGAGACCAUCCCGUUGCCCGAGGAACCCGCCCCGCUGGCGCUCAUCUCCUCCCCCGAGACCAUCCCGCUGCCCGAGGAGACCAUGAAGCCUCUCAAACCCGUCAACGCCAUCCCCCACACGGAGAGAGCCGACCGGAGAGAAAAGGAGCCCGCCGACACGAUGUCCUUCUCCACCAGGUUCAAUUCCACCGGCCUGUUCUCGGGGAUAUUCAGCAACAUCGCGCACAAGUAUAGAGUGGACGGCUGCAUCAACGAAAACAUACCCAACAUGUCGAUCAUUAAGAGUGCUAUAGACAGGACUACAAGUUUAGAUAAUAGUUUGUUCGACAAGGAGAGUGCGGGUCAGGUGGACGAGCUGAAGAGUGUACAGGAGAUCCUCACCCGCGUUAACAAUAUGGACUCUAAUAACAGUGUGUUGUUGUCGGGGGUGCUUCGGGGCUCGGGGGUCGCGGGCGGCGCGGCAGGGAGCGGCUCCACCCCCCUCCGAUACGGAGCGAGGGUCAACGACCCGCGCCUGCAUCCGCCACCGCAGGACAAACCGAAACCUGUCAGGAGAAAGCUGUCUAUAUCAGAGUACCGCCUGCGACAUAAAUGUGUGGAGGGGAGCGAGUGGGGCGGCGGGGAGGCCGGGGAGGAGGAGGGCUCGCGCUCCUCCGCCUCGCUCUCCCCGCAGAGACUGGACGCGGCCGCGGCGCUGGCGGCCGACGACCUGGAGCAGAGGCUGCACAGGGACCUGGCCGCGCACCAACCCAAGGGCGUGUUCGACGCUCAGCCGACGGCGUCUGAACGACAGAGAGAGAACCUCAGCUCGCGGCUGCGAAGAGAGUUCGGUCUGGCGCUGCCCGAGGAGGAACACCACGAACACGAUCCCUCCAAGAGGUGCGACAGGUAGAGCCGGCCGCCAGCUCGGCGCCGCCCCGACGCGUGUUUGGAUUUUCUUCAUUUCAUUUUCAAACGUUUUCUGCGAGUACAAAUUGUUUUUUUAUUAUUAUUAUUCCUCUCUGUACAUAUUGUAUAUAGGUGUUGUAAGGAACCCGUCGUGGUACGCGCGUAUGAUGGUAUAUAUAAAAAAGAUUUUUAUAUAUAUGUACACGUUUAUGUAUCUUGAAUAUGUUUAUUUAUUAGACGUGUCGUCUCGGUCGGUUAAGAGUUUUGUACGCAUAAUGUGUAAGUAAAUUAUAGUUGUUUUAUUGUUUGUUUUUAUAUUUGUAUACCGGCGGCGGGUCCGGCGCCCGGCGACACUCAUACAGUUUAAAUGUUUUGUUAACGGAAUAUAUAUGAGAUGCUUUUAGAAUUUGCUGUGCAAGUGAUGUUUACGCGUGUAAUGAAGAGUAUGACGCUGUGAUGUAGGCUGAGAAUUAAACAAUGGCGUGCGUAACACGAGUCGGCGUCGGCACAUUGGGUACGGCGUUGGUAGUUUAUUCAAUAAUCUACACAGUGCAGUAUUAGCGGUGGCUAUAGAACGAGAAACGGCAAACUGUCCGUAUUCGGUGUGCCGAUGUAAACUUGUGGUAGGCGUACAGCCCGCGAAGUGCUUUAUUAUACAUUAAAUACGAAGAAUGGAACAUCGACGGCAUUAUACUCUGCGAAGGUUGUUACUAGUGAGGGACUGACUGAGCGGAGACUCCGAUAUUAAUACCUUUGACAAAUAAAAUUAAGAAAAAAAAAAUGUAUAAAUUAGCUAUUAUUUUUCAACAUUGAUGAAAUUGUGACUUUAUCUAACAGUUAAUAAGCCGAGCGUGUGUGAUGUAACAACGAAUAGCCAGCCCAGUGAUGAGUUCUAUAUUCGCUCGUUUUCUAUAGAGGCCUAAUAUUUUUUUUGCCGAAUUUUACUUUAAGGUUUUAUAUUGUGGUUGCUAUGUGUCGUAGUGUGACUACGAACCCAGCCCAGUCCGUGAGCCGGCCACAGAUUAUAAAGAAAUAGAAGAGUCGCGUGCCGAAUGGCUGUUAUAUAUUCUGUGGAAGCAUUUGUAACAGCUUCGAUGCCGAACCUGUACUGUUUAGAUAAUCUCAUGUGAAUUUUAAGUUAUGUAUUGCUUUUAUAUAUAUUUCUCUAUAGUCUAGGAGACCUCGUCAAGUAACCGCCUAAACGUUAUUUAAUAAGGCACAUAGACCCGUAAAAAAUUUGUGUUCAUUGAUAAUCUUAAUAUACGCGAUGUUAUCAGAUAACCCGAUGAUUUUUUCCGCUUACAGAACUUUUAUUAUGUGUUUCAUUAUAUUUAAAAUAUAACUGUUUUGUACAAACCAAUCGCCGCCGAUCGGAUUUAACGUAAUAUAUUUUUAUCGUUCACAUAUUUAUUAAUUUAUUUAUACUUUAAAAAAAUGGUCACGCUUACGUUCCGUUCGUUGCGUUCGUUACGUUUUGUAUAUAUCCGGACGCGUAACAGUAUAUAAUAGAUCUAUCUACUUACGGAAACAUCUACACAUUGCAUAAUUAUUAUAUCUAGGUAUUAGAAACGGUUGCAAUACGCCUAAAGGCAAACAAACAAACAUAUAGCGAGUAGAUCGAUAGGAAUUAACAAUGAUCCGAGGUUUAUUUGUGAUUUUAUAUUUUUGUAUAGAAAAAAAAUAAUAAUAAAUAAUAAUAAUAAUAAAAUUGUAGACUAUAUUUUGGAUCCGAUUUUAUGAUUGGUGAUGAAGCGGCGGGCGUGAGGGGAGCCGAGGACUUGUAAAUAUAAUGGGGUCGCUCUGUAAAUGUCAUCGGGAAGCGGUAUGUCGAGAGCUGUACAUAGAGGGGACGACGGCUGGCUCUAGCAGCGAGCGUGUCCGAGGAGAAAUGUUUGUGAUAAAAUUUUAAAUAUCAUAAAGUAGAACAGUGUCUUGUAAAUAAUGUUAAUUGUAAGCAAAAUGCUGCAUAUAUUUUGUUAAAGAUGUCCCAAAUAGUAUGAUUUGCGUCGGCGGACCGCGGCUGCGGCGCGCUGCAAUAUAAUAUAUCGGUUUAUUUUAAGGUUUAAGCGGAUCGUAACAUAGAGCUGUGUAUUAUCCAGAUGUUAAAUAAUUAUUAUUUCCUUCUUAAUGUUUGAGGUAAGCAUGUAAAAUUUAAAAUAAUAUAGAAUAAAAGAUGUUAUGAUAAUUAAUUACAUAAAAUCUUGGUUUAAA